This is a messenger RNA of Neopsephotus bourkii (Bourke's parrot), 744 nucleotides long. It is a transcript of the gene SYCE1L, whose product is annotated as synaptonemal complex central element protein 1 like. The transcript is spliced from 10 exons. The record is from RefSeq and is a predicted model, not a curated record. Gene Ontology annotation, cellular component: synaptonemal complex. Gene Ontology annotation, biological process: synaptonemal complex assembly. NCBI's taxonomy places the organism in Eukaryota, Metazoa, Chordata, Aves, Psittaciformes, Psittacidae. Bases 2 to 700 code for a protein of 232 amino acids.
CAUGUACGUGUGCAUGGGUCCAUCCCCAGCUCCCCUCCAUCCCAUUGCUGGGGGACCACGGCCAGAGGCGCUGCUGGACCAGAUCCGCAGCCUGCACCGGGCCCGUGAGGCCGCAGCGCGGGAGCUGGCGGAGGCGCAGGGACACAGCGCGGGGCUGCACCGGCACCUGCAGCAGCUGGAGGAGCGGCAGGCGGCGCUGGAGAGGCUCUGGCAGCAGAAGCAGGAGGCGCUGCGGGUGGCGCGGCUGCGCAGGGCGGAGGUGGAGGCCGAAGGUCAAAGGCACCGGGGCCGCUGCCUGAGCCGGCAGCAGGAAGUGGCCGGGGCCGGGGAGCAGCGGAGCCGCCUCCGCCUGCAGCGCCGCGGACACAGGGAGCAGUUCUGGAGGCAGCUCGAGGACAUCAUGGAGCAGCACAAGAGGCUGCGGGAGGAGCACGUCCCAGCUCAUUUAGAGGCUGAACUGGAGCGGCUGGAGGAGGCAAUGGGAAAGCUGCUGAGCCAGGAGCGCCGCCUGCUGGAGGCAGAGCAGCAGCUGGGCCCCGAAGCCUUCGUAGCCAUCCGAUUGGUGGAGGAGGAGGCGGAGUGGGCGGGGCAGCGCCUGGCGGCGGAGCUUGCGCGGCGUCAGAGCUGCCAGUGCCGCCGGGACAGGUUGGCCGGGGAGCUGGAGCAGCUGCAGCGCCCCCUAGAGGCUCAGCGCGAGUGAGGAGUGAAGGGGGCGGGACCUAUAGGUCCCCUAUAGAGUCCCCC